Cooperia oncophora is the source of this 423-nucleotide messenger RNA. Lineage: Eukaryota; Metazoa; Nematoda; Chromadorea; Rhabditida; Trichostrongylidae. The record is from the annotation of a GenBank genome assembly.
AUGCUCAAGAACGUGAACAGCAACAUGUGGAUUCAAAAUAUUCGUCUCAGUCUAAUGACACUUGCCUUCGCCACUUUCACAAUGUGGUCAACAGACGGUCAGAAAAUCGUGGAAAAAGGGAUUUUUCAAGGAUGGACGUCAUUGGUUUGGACCAUGACCGUUGCGGCUGCUACAAGUGGUAUUAUCGUCUCGGCUGUGAUGAAGUACGCGGAUAAUGUGAAGAAGACUUACUGUCAGACUUUGGCCAUAGGUCUGACGGCGCUGACUUCCAUCUAUCUGGGAGAACGUAACCUGAGCUGGUCGCUUACGAUAGGAGUAGCUCUGGUGGUGAACUCCAUAGCCAUCUAUGCACUGUAUCCGCCUCCUCCUAGGCCGAUUUUGCCCCCAUCCGAUUCAGAGAAAGAUCUUGUUAACUUUAUCUAA